Suillus clintonianus is the source of this 435-nucleotide messenger RNA. RefSeq lists its product as uncharacterized. NCBI's taxonomy places the organism in Eukaryota, Fungi, Basidiomycota, Agaricomycetes, Boletales, Suillaceae. The transcript is spliced from 3 exons. The record is from RefSeq and is a predicted model, not a curated record. The annotation marks the transcript as partial.
AUCAUUUUUCGCAUCUUGAAUGUAUUUCUGUUUAAUGGCCCGAAUGCUCAAAUGAGGAGUAUUCAGAGGAUAUGGGUCGAUGAAGCCGUCAUCUGGCCGCGGUGGAACAAAUUUUGCGAUAGGCUCACCACUGAAUGGAAUGGAUAUGCAAUAUUUUCUACUGUGCUGCUUGCUGUUGAUAUCAGCUUUCUCUCAAUUCCAGUUCCUAACAAGGGUCGGACGAUCACGUUCAAUGGAAUUUUCAUGUCUGUCCUCUGUACCUUUGGUUCAUUAGCAUCCACACUAUUCUUGGUUGGACAAGUCAAUGACAGUCUACGAGGCACUACUUUUAAAGUGGCUCGUUACAUGCGGCAAAUGUCACGUUCUUUUCUAGGCCUCCGAGGCCUCGCCAUUAUGCUCAGUCUGCCGUCGGGACUUUUGCGUUGGGGGUGCGUU